AUGGCCUGUAUAUCUCUAUCACUCCACAGAGAUCAAGUUUGUUGUGCUUGCAGCUACAAGGAAAAAAAGUUGAAUAGAUUUAUUAAACCCGAUUAUCUUAAUGAAUAUAACGAUGGAAAAGAUUAUACACCAUCAUACAAUAUAGCACCGACAGAUAUUACUCCCAUUUUAAUAUCGGCGAGUAAAUUCAAGAAUGCUGCCCAAACAAGUAGAAUCAUUAAACCUAUGAUGUGGGGAAUAAUACCACCUUGGCAUAAGGGUGACUACAAAAAACACAAUUUAAGCACAAAUAAUUGUCGCAUAGAGAAUAUAAAAAGUUCUAAGCUAUAUAAUCCGAUAUUCCGUGAUGGUGGUAGAUGUAUAAUUUUAGUAGAAGGAUUUUAUGAAUGGCAAACUUCUGAGAAGACUAAAAAUAAACAACCAUACUAUAUUUAUAUGAAACAACAUCCCAAUUUAAAGGUGACUGACCAAACAACUUGGUCCAACAAGUUCAAUGAAAAUGAAGGUUGGACAGGAAUUAAACUUAUGCACAUAGCUGGUCUAUAUCAUGUUUGGAGAGAUGAAAAUGUGAUCAUAUAUUCUUAUUCAGUAAUCACAAUGGAAUCUAAUGAAACUCUCAGUUGGCUACAUCAUAGAAUGCCAGCCAUUUUAAACAAUGAAAUUGAAAUAAAUGCUUGGCUCGACAUUGAUAAUGUAAAUGCAGACAUGGCUUUGGAGUACUUAAAAUCUAUGCAUAUAUUAGAAUGGCAUCCAGUAUCCACCAUGGUUAAUAAUUCUAAAAAUAAAUCUGCUGACUGUAAUAAAAUUAUAAAUAGAGAAAAAGCGAAAUCUUCACAGAAAACUCUAACAUCCUGGUUUACAACAAAUAAACGAAAGUUAAGUGAAUAUGAGGAAAAGGAAUCAAAGAAGGUUAAGUUAUAA
Messenger RNA from Pieris macdunnoughi, 921 nucleotides. Lineage: Eukaryota; Metazoa; Arthropoda; Insecta; Lepidoptera; Pieridae. The record is from the annotation of a GenBank genome assembly.